Patella vulgata (common limpet) is the source of this 7664-nucleotide messenger RNA. RefSeq names its product ras GTPase-activating protein 1. The record is from RefSeq and is a predicted model, not a curated record. The transcript has 24 exons. Gene Ontology annotation, molecular function: protein binding. Bases 1 to 2709 code for a protein of 902 amino acids. Gene Ontology annotation, biological process: regulation of GTPase activity. Lineage: Eukaryota; Metazoa; Mollusca; Gastropoda; Patellidae.
AUGGCCGACAAAAACACAGCAAGACAGACAAGUUUAGAAGAAAGUUCGUGUGUUGAUGGCUACGAAGAAGUUGAGACACCAACAACCGAAAAAGAAUGUCUAGAAGCACAGCUAGAAUUAAAUGCACCAGCACAAAAACUAUGGUACCAUGGGAGAUUAGAUAGACAAACAGCAGAAGAAAGACUUUUAAAUAAUAAUGAAAUGGGGAAUUACCUCAUAAGGGAGAGUGAGAGCAAACCAGGAUCGUUUGUUUUGUCUUAUCAUGGAACAAAUCACGUUAUAUCUCAUUUCAGAAUAAUAUCAUUAUGUGGUAAUUAUUAUAUUGGUGGUAGACAGUUUGAUUCUCUGUCAGAUUUAAUUGGUUAUUAUACAGCCUGGUCUUGUUUAUUAAAAGGGGAACAACUCAAGUACCCUGUACCACCUCCUCAGCCUGUAGAUGACAGAAGAAAAGUUGUUGCUUUACUAUCCUAUAGGCAACUACCAGAUACAGAUGAGAUAAGUUUUGAAAAGGGUGAUCUAUUUGUGGUGUGCAAUGAGCUUAAAGAUGGAUGGUUAUGGGUGACCUCAAUAACGGGUCAAAGUGGUUUAGUUCCAGCAGCUUUAAUGGAAAAUUUGGAUAGUAGUAUAGAUCCUGUAGAAGCUCUGCCAUAUUUCCAUGGUAACAUAACCAAAGAAAUUGCUGUUCAAAGACUACAGCGUGCAGGUGAAGGUAGUUUUUUAGUACGACCAAGUGAUAAUUCACCAGGCGAUUAUGUUCUAUUUUUUCUCUGUGAUAAAGAGGUAUUGAGAUAUCGAAUACAGAACAAAACCAGCUUCUUAUGGUUAGGUGGAAGAUGUUUUCAAAGUUUACAGGCUAUUGUUGAAAGAUAUACAAAGGAAGAAAUAGUAGAUGGUUAUAAACUAAUCACACCAGUACACAGAAAUACAUUGUCAUCACAACAAACAAAUGAUAUAUAUGCAUCAAUUCCACAAAGCUCAGGACCCAAUUUACUUUCUAGUUUAGAUGAAAGUCAAUCAUUAAAAGGUUAUUUAUCAAAACGCAGUGAAAGAACAAAACGAUGGAAAUCUAUGUAUUUCAUUUUAAAUGGUACUGAAUCUCAUCUUCUAUAUUUUGAAAAUGAAAAGAGAUCUAAGCCAAAAGGUUUAGUAGAAUUCAACUAUAGUUCUUUAUAUCCUGUACAUGAUAGUUUUUUUGAAAGACCAAAUUGUUUCCAGUUAGUUAGUGAAUAUAACAAUAAUAACAAUGUUCAGAUUUGUUAUUUAUGUGCUGAGAAUGGAGAUUCAGCUCAGAAAUGGUACCAAGAAUUAAAGAAUCACUGUGAAAAUACCCGAAAGCAGAAAUCAGUGUUGAAAAAAUUCUGCAGCCUUACCAUUAAAAUCAUUGAUGCUCAGCGAUUACAAACAAAACUCUUCCAUCAUCCAUAUUGCUGUGUUUCAUUAGAUAAUGUUAAAGUAUGUCGUACUCAAGUCUCAGAAGAUAAACAAGUCUUUUGGGGUGAAGAAUUUUUAUUAGAUGACAUUCCAACUACAACAGAAAAGUUUGCAAUUACAGUGUGCAAUAAAGGCAAGCGCAAUUCUACAGAUAUAGCUCAUGUAACAGUUAAUUUAAGUGAAUUAGAAAAUACAGAUAUGAUUGAACAAAAAUAUAUGUUACAACCAUGUAAUUCAACGUAUAAAGGUGAUCUGGGAACAUUACGUGUAAAAGCUUCAUAUUCUCAAGAAAUAAUUAUGCCACAAGAAGAAUAUACCAGUUUAAAGGAGUUACUACUUUGUGAUAAUUUUAAACAUUUGAUAGCCUUAGCUGGAUAUUGUCAAGCUAAUGAAUGGAUACCUCUAUCUAAAGCUUGUUUACGAAUUUAUCGAUAUGAAAGACUGGAAAAUCAGGUUCUAAAUAUUUUAAAUGAUCUGGAAAUAGAAAAAGAAGAGGAAGUGUCUACAUUAUUUAGAGCUACUUCAUUUACAACAACUAUGAUGGAUCAGUAUAUGAGAAUGACUUGCACAUCUUUUGUACACGCAGCAGUGAAAAAUACUGUGCAAAAAAUUAUGGAUAGUAAACAGUCUUGUGAAUUAGAUCCAGCCAAAAUGGAAACACCGUCAGAGGCUAAAGUUAAUGUUGAUAAUUUAUUGCAUUUAUUAAAUGAAACUGUUGAAGGAAUAUUUAAAUCUACCGAUAGCUGUCCACAUAAUUUAAGACAGAUCUGCCAUCAUCUACAAUUACAAGUAACAAAAAGAUGGCCAACAGAUGAAACAGUUAAAACUAGGGUCAUUAGUGGUUUUAUUUUUUUACGACUAUUAUGUCCAGCUAUACUAAACCCCAAGUCGUUCAACCUUGUUGCAGAAAAUCCUUCUGAGAUGUCUGGUAGAACAUUAAAAUUGGUAGCUAAAGUUAUACAGAAUUUAGCUAAUUUGGUGGAUACGGGAACUAAGGAAGUAUUUAUGGAAGUGGUUAAACCAUUUAUAAAGAAGAAUCGUGAUAAAAUGAUCAUGUAUUUAGAUGAACUAUCUAAUAUUCAAUCAGUUCAUCCUGUAAAACAAGAAAAUAUACCAGUUGACCUUGCUCGGGAUCUAGCUACUGUACAUCAAAUGGCAGCAACACAUUUACAAGAUUUACGUAAAUUAUCUGAAACACAGCCUUGUUUAAGGAAACUAGUAGCAGUAACAGAUAUGUUAACGGACCAUAAAUCAAAAUAUAUAGAAAAAAAUUCUUGAUUACUAUUAGUUCACUGGUCACAUAUGAUGAUAUACAACUUAGUGAAUGUGAGAAAUAUAGAAAGUGCUGUGAACCUGACAGCAGUGUGUGUUAAAGUCAACCAGGUUAUGAACAAGGGUAAAUGCUUCUACAAUUUUUCAAUAAAUACAUUCCAGGCAGUGUGUGGCUGUGUCCUGUCAGAAAAAUGUAUUUUCUCUUGUUAAGAUCAAGAAUAUGAAGAAAAGGGAUGUGCGGUUACAUUUUGAAAAUCUUAGUUUGCCAAUAAAGGUUUUAUAUUUGCCUUUAUUAAAGGUAACAAAUACAAGGAAACUAGAUAUAAUACUACUUUAUAGAAUGUUUUUUAUUAUAUAUUAAUAGAAUACCGCACAUUUUCAUUCCCCGCUUUAGUGAUACAAGAUUAUACUUUUAAAAAGUUCAUGCAUAGCUGACGUACAUAUAGACAAAUUAUGUUGUCUAUCAAGACAUAUGUUGUGGAUCCCCAGUCAUAUAGUUUCAGUUGUGCACUGUUGCAUUUUAGAAUCAAAAUAACAUCUGCUCUAAACAAUUUAUAUUGGGAUUAUCCAGUUUUUAAAAAAAAAUAGUGAUGUUGAUAAUACUUUCAGCAGUUGUCACAAACAGUUGUAAUGAUGCACAGCAACUUUUACUAUAGUAAUAAAUAAUAUAAAACACACACCGAGACGCAAUGAUAACACACCACUAUAUUGAUUAGAAGUGCUGGCGAGACAGUCGGCUGUAAUGUGAUUUUAGACAUGAUUGUAGGCUGGACAUUUACCGACACCAUAAAUAAUCAACAACCUACGGAGACCAUAACAACUCUUUAUAGUAAAAUGUAAGGAUGUAAGGCACACGGGAUAAAAAUCAAAGGUCAGUGUGAAUGUCCACCUCUAGCAGCCACAUGUCGUUGCCACAUGAAGGAGAUAAGUCGCUGAAUGGCUGCUUGUGGGAUCAUUUUAUUGCAAUGCUGCUCCAGUUGACAGAAUUUGCGGUCGGCACAUAAAGAUUAAAUAUCAAAGUCGGUAACGGUGUGGGGUCAGAAUUGGUCAAGCACUCCAGUAGAUCCUGUAGAUAUGGCCGAUUAAUGUGCAUGUUUUGUCAAGGCAAUGUUGCCAUCUAUGUCUUGGCCGAUAUCUAGUGGACCCAGCUGGUCUCAGGAUGGUAGCCUGUGUUCGUCUGUUAUUCUCACAUGUUAUUGUGAUCUGCUGUUGUUACAUUCACAAUUGCAAAAUUAAAGUGUAUCUCUCAAACAAAAUUUAAAAUUAUCCAUAAAAGUGAUGCGUUUUCAUUGUAUCUCAGUGUAUCUGUAAAUGUCAAUAAAACAACUCAAUCAGUAUUAUCAAAUUUUUACACAAAUAGUUUGAUUAGUGGAUAUGUUAAAUAGAAGAAAUAAUGCCGCUGGAACUAUCUGUUGCUUAUUAAGUUGUGAUAGAUAUUAUUAGUGCUAAACAAAUACCCAAGAAAUAUGUUAAUUUGAGUUUCGACUCUUAAAAUGUAAGAAGUACAUAGAUAUCUGUGAUAUGAAUGUUUUUUAAGUUUUAGAUACUAGUACAGUAUGUUGUUAAGUUUUAUAAGGGUCUGUAGAUUAUACCAGAAGGAUUGCAUUUUGUUCUAAUGUAUGCAGCAUCAAAUUUAUCGUGGGGCAAACAAGCAAACACAAUAGGGGCUGAAAUGUUUCCCCAAGGGUCUUAAAGAUACAAAUUAACGUGUAGUAAGAAUUUAUUGAAUAUAAAAAUGGUACAUUGUGCAAUUUGGUCCAUGUAAGCUGGACAUUGCUUCAUGAUUGCGUUCUUAAUAGAAUUUUUGCCAGAAGUGAAGGUUUUUAGGGGAUCAGCACAGUGGGACUACUGCUUCUUUCUGUGACAUUCUACCUAUUAUAAUUAAUGCAGUAAUAUGCAAUGAAAAUCAGUGUCCUUAAAAUGAACUCUCACGAGUUUCUUGUGUCAUAUGAAUCAGUAUAAAACUUAAAUCUUAUUAUUGUUAAUAGCGACAUCGCAUUGUAUUUCUGCAAUGAUACUUUACUGUGAGAACUAUAUUUUGUACAAGGUGAAGAUGUCUAGACUAUCCAAUAGUUGUUCAGUUUUUGUGACUGAAAUCUUAACAACUAAGUUUCAAGUGUUUUUUUGUCAAUAAUGAUAUUUUGUAUCAAUACUGGGUCAUUAUGCUAUAAUAAUAAAUACCUAUAAUUGGCCUGACUUGACAAAACAUACAAAAGUUCCCACCCCCCACUCAUGUUUAAUACAUCAAAGGUAUUUAAAUGUGAGAUUGCAAUGCAGAGGAAUCAGAGCUAUAUAACUUCUCUACAAUACAGGGGUGCUUUUACCUUCUUUUCAACAGAUUUUUUCAUGCUAAAUUGAUUAUACAGUACCUAUUUUUGUUGGUCAGUCUAGAUGACAGAGAUACAUGUAAGGUGUCUUGUACAAUGACACAAGUGUGGGGAUCAAGCAUGUAACUUAGCUUGCUAACUGCUGUGUGUGUGCAAAUUUGUACAUAAACCUAAUACCCACUUGUAUCAAUAUGAAUAUGAUUAUUUAUUUACGAAAGGAAUACUAUAAAAUACAGAUCAAAAACUACAGACACAAUCUAAAAUACGACCUGACCAUUUAAACAGGUAUAUCCUAUUGAUCAAAACUAAGUAGUUUGUAUAAUUUUAGUCUUUGUUAUUUUUUCUAUGGUGGAUAUAAUUCACAAUCCUUAUUUUCAUGAUUUUUUUUUUACAUUUGCAUUUGUAUAUAAUAAUCAUAAACAUCUUGUCAAUCACUUCAUUUAUAAUUAUUGUAACAUAUAUGAAAUUAUUUUUCAACCAAUUUUAAUUCAAACAUUUUUGUACUAAAAUAAACAUGCCUUUAUUUUAAACUGUUCAGUAUGAGGAUUAGAGAGUCUUUAUGAUAAAUUAGUUAAGACCCACACAAUUUUUAUAUUAUGAUUUUGUGGGAAAAUCAUUCAAUUUCUAAAGCCUACCUCACACAAAGCAAUUUUAUUGUCAGCUUGAAUUCCAACAGAAUAUUGUAAUAUGUGCGAUGGGCAUUAUGGAGUAUAUUGAACAGUAGUUGUUACUCAGUUUUAGAAGCACUUUUCCUCAAACAGUCACCUAUACCAUAAAAGUACAACAAAAGUAUUAAAGCAGUUGUUUGUCUGAUGUAAAGAGUUUUGGAACGUGGGUGAGACCUCAGCCAUAUAUGCCAGUCAUAUAGAUUGGAGUGUUUUAAACUGUUAUUUAUACAUAACAUAGGGGAAAAUCCUUUCCAGAUAAAUGUACAGUCAAAUUUUACUGUCAAUAUAUUUUACUACAUAUAUGUAUAGUUCUUGGAUCAUUUCUUCAUCAUUUAUAUUUAUAUAGAUUUCUGUCAUCAUUGCUUCAUGAUUUCAUUUCUUUGUGCAUAUCUCUUCCAAUCAUAUAAUAGUAACUUGUUAAAGGACCAAACACUGGACAGUUUUAUUUUUAUGCGACUACACAUAUAAUAUAUCUUAAGCCAGUCUGUCAACAAUUGGCUUUUUAACACAAUAGAGGCUACUUUUUUUAAUGGAUUGUUUUCAAAUUUGGUGUGAAUUUUUUAGGGUCAUAAGAGGAUGAACCUAUUCGAUAAUCGGUAUUUCUUAACCUUCUGUUGUUAACCCCACUCUUUUUCUGAAAAACUUGUAAAUGUGGUAGAGGGAACAGUUUUUAACAGAUUUAUUUUAAUUUAAGGCUUCCUUUUGUUUUUUGAGACAUAGCUGCUGUAUGGGUGUAAUUCCACACUUUGGGUGGCUAUCUUUAUAUAGAUCAUUCAUAAAUUUUACAUACAAAUUAUCAGGAAAAUCAAAUCAUAGUUUGCAUUUAUAAUUGAUUUAUUUUUGUUAGAGCCUUUUGAUUGAGACCCAGUUAUCCCACCUUUAUCUUUAAUGUAACUAAUUUGUAGGGACCUUCAAUUAUCCCACCUUCAUGUAUAAUGAAUGAUAUUUACUAUUUGUAAGAUCCUUUAUUAUCCCACCUUAAAAUAUAAUGCAAGAUAUUUAUAUUGUCUGUAAGACCUUCAGUUAUCCCACCUUAAUGUAUAAUACAAGAUAUUUAUAUUGUUAUCCCACUUUAAAUCUACAAGCCUUAUGAAACAUGUAUGACAGUCUAUCUAUACAAUAUAUUGAAUCUAGUCAUAUAAACGGUAUUUUAUGACACUUAACUAAAUCUGUAUUUAAUGUGCCACAUGUCAAAUACUGCAUCUUGGAUAUCCCACUAUAUCCCACUGUCAAGAGACAGAGGAGCUAGGAUCAGUUUAGAAUUACCAACCCGUAUGACAUGUACAGUUUCCCCUGAAUGUCAGAAUUUAAGAAAACAAAAAUGUUACUUUUUGCAUGAAAGGUAAAUCUAGUUGAAAGAUCAAUUUUGUUCUUGAGAGAUAAUGAUUAAGUAAAUUCAUUCAUAUUAGAAUAUGAGAGGAUAUUUUUGGUAAGUAAUCUAAUGCUUUAUAAACUGUGUUUUUAUCAUUAUCAUCUCACAAUGCUAAUGAUGAUCUAAGACAUAAUCAGACAUAGAUAUGAAAAUGUCAAUUAGGUAUGCCAAUAUGUAUUUGUAUAUUGUGUGGUAUAUAUGAAGAUAGGUAAUGAUUAAAACAUAUACAUUUUUGUAAGUAAAAUAUAUAUAAAUAUCAUUAUGAUGUCUUGAAUUAUUAUUUUAUAUACAUGUAAAGCAUAUCAUUUUACGUUAUACUCCUACCUAUUAUUAUAUACAUGUAACUUAAUUGUUAUAUAGAUGCAUGUUAAUUAUAAAAUGUUAAAUUGUUUAUUAUUUAUUGUUUUGCCAUGGAGCAACUAUGUAAUGAUAAAGGAGUAAGUUUUUGUAUAAUGAACUUCAUGUCGAUUUUUAGCCAUUAUGUGCUUAAUUAUCUUCCAUUUCUUUGUCAAAAUAUUUGUUUUCAAAGAGAAUUUUUAAAAGCUUUAACUUGUUUCUUAAGAGAAAUAAAUUAAGAAAGAAUGUAAAAUAGAA